Messenger RNA from Folsomia candida, 5150 nucleotides. RefSeq names its product exocyst complex component 2 (gene Sec5). Gene Ontology annotation, cellular component: exocyst. The coding region runs from base 160 to 2760 and encodes 866 amino acids. The record is from RefSeq and is a predicted model, not a curated record. Gene Ontology annotation, biological process: exocytosis; Golgi to plasma membrane transport. Lineage: Eukaryota; Metazoa; Arthropoda; Collembola; Entomobryomorpha; Isotomidae. The transcript is spliced from 18 exons.
UCGUGGCAUCGAGGCUGAGGCAAUCUGAAGUGUCUGCGUAAACGGAAAACCAUAACAUUAUACAAAAACAACUUGCUUGAUGAUGAUUCAAUGUUAAGGGGGAUUAUUGACGCCCCAAUUUCAAACUAAUCAUACGGGAAGGCGUAUUAAACACAGAAAAUGGCAAAUGCUCCCCAAGUAACUGGGAUAUCCCCCAAGGAGGGACCCCCAGGUACAAAGGUCACCAUUCGCGGAGAGCGUCUGGGUCGUUCCCAAGCGGACAUUAUUGGUCUCGAGAUUUGUGGUGUCGACGUCUUGUUAACCUCUGAGUGGGUUUCCCCUAAUAAAAUUCUGGCCAGAACGCUCCUCUGCCGUACCAAGGGGGACAUUGUUGUUCUCACAAAGUCUGGAGGAAUCGGCUCGUCAACUGUCCAGUUUAGGGGCUAUUUAGAGCCUAAUGUGGGUCCCACCAAAGAGAGUGCUGUGUGGGUGGAGGAAACGGUCAGCGUUGGUCCUCGUCCAUUGUCCAUCUCCACGUAUCAACAGGAAGACCCUCUCCAAAUUUCGGUGGAAGGCAACGAGAAAAAAUACCCCGUGGAAGAAUUAGUAGAACUAUUUCCUGAUGGUAGUGGAAAUCUCAGAGCUGACAAUUUCUCUGGUGCUUGGUUUCUCCUGGAAAAUCAUCAUGCCACAAGUUUCGAAGACUUAAAAUCAGGUUUACAUUUCCUUGGUAGGAAAGUAAACUUUCAGUCCACAGAGGGCAAGUUAUCUUUUUUGAAGGAAAAUAUUAAUUCAGUAAUGGGACAAUUGGAUGCUCUGAUUGAGCUGAAGGAGAAAUGUGAUAGCUAUCGGAAAACAAAUCCAAACUCUUACGUGUCUCAGAUUGACGACUCGAUUGGAGUUUGUGAAAGAGAAGCAUGGAAACUUUUUCAAGGGGUACUGGCGAAAAAAGACCGAGCAGAUAUGACUAGAAAUGCAUUAAGUGGCUACCAAAGAUUCAAGUUUCUGUUUAGUUUGCCUGGAACGAUGGAUUCUUCAAUACAAAAGGAAGAGUUUGAUCAGGCAAUUAAUGACUAUGGCCGUGCUAAAACCUUGUUUCAACAACCAGAAUUGGAUAAGCCUAUUUUCCGAAAGUUUCAAAAGGAGGUAGAAUCACGGGUUCAAAAAUUGAGAGACACUCUGAAAAGAAAAUUGUUGGAAAAACCUCCAAAUGCUGAAGACCAAAGAAUCAUGCUAGGCUACCUUAGAACCCUGGAAUGUAGCGAAGACCUAGGGUGGGACUGUCUCACUUGUCAUUACGAAUUUAUAUCCACGUCCAUGAAAAACUGUUUUCAACAAUUAUCAUCCUCAGAAUAUCCAAAGGAUAUUCUUAGGACACCUUCAAAACAUGAUCCACAAUUGGCAUCACAGCCAGCGGAAGUAGUGUUUAUCGAAAACUUGUGUGAUAUAUUUUUAACGUGCUUUCCUGACUUUUGGCACUUUGGGCAAGAUUAUUUUAAAGGAAAAUUAGCCGUAAAACCUAAUAUGAGCCGACAAACAGAUAUGAAGAAAAUGUUGGUUUCUAUUACCCAACUGUUUGCCACCCUUGUUACAAGUUGCUUAAUUCCACACAAGAAAUCAGAGUUUACAUGGAAUCGAAGUUCAGAUUCUUUAAAUGAUUGCCUUAAAAAUUGUAUUCCUAUUAUAAAAGACACGUAUACUGUCUUCUUGGAAUUGGAUACACCAAAGGAAAUGUCAGAACUUCUGAAGCAAUUGUUAUUUGAACUCAGAUCAUAUUUGUUGGAUCUAAUGGUUCACCAACUUUCUGUUCAAAUUGAAGAGCUGUUUAAGCAGGAAACUUGGACCAGUGAACCCACAGACUAUGGAUUUACAACAGCAUUGCCAUCAAAAUAUGAAACCCUUGUGAUAAACUCUGCAAAAGUUAUUAAGGAAGUACUUUUACAAAAAUUCUCUGACGAAAAUAUGCUCUUAAAAAGCGAAGAUGUUAAAAGGAAUUUACAACAAAAUAUGGGGAAAGCACUUUCAUCAUUUUCGGAUACCUUGGAGAUGCUCAUUUCAAGAAGUAAAAGUCCAUUAAAAUUUGGGAGCAGUAAUGCAUCAUCAAAUCCCGAAACAAAGAUGGUGGCCCCACCCUCCCAUUCCACUUGCUUAUUGCUAAUUCUUAACAACUGUUCCUUCACCAAAGAAGUAAUUUUACCUCAAAUUCAGCAAUCACUUACUAAGCUAGGAUUUCCGGACAUGAGUGAAGCAGUUGAAAUCGCUCGACGUGGCAUCCAUGGAAUUGAAAAUUUGACGUUUGUUAAGUACACAGAAAUGAAAUAUGAACCAGUCGUUGGGCAGAUUGAGCAAACAAUGUAUGCUGGUCGAUUUGAUUGGGAGAAAUGCAAUGAACCCUGUGCUGUUCGGCCUUAUGUUACACGUUCUCUUUUGGGGAUGAUUGAAGUCAUUGCAGAAGUUACUGCUGUAUCAGAAAAACUUGUGAUAUCCCUGAUGGCUCAAGUUGUCGAAAACGUUUGUGAAGAAUUCACUAGACUUUUUUCAUGUGUUGCAAAAUUCAGUGAGAACGGGUCAUUACAGGCCACGUUGGAUAUUGCUGCUUUUCAAGAAGCGAUAUCUCCUUUUCUCAAUAAAAAUUCAAGAGCUCAUGUUAACGAUACGCUAGGAUUAAUACCCCGUUCAAAAGAUUUACUAAAGGGUAGUAGACGUGUCCAAGCGUUACUGGAUGAUCAUCGCAAGAUAACUCGUUUACAAUUUUUAUGCUUCGACAUUCCAAAUCAAUGAUUAGUAGUGUACUGCUUAUGAACUAGUUGUAAAAAUAUUGUUGUAUUAUUAAUUGUUGCUAAUAUAUCCUACACUGCGUUGCCAAAAAUGAUUGUCUCGUAUUUUUAAUGGGCCAGCCUCAGUCAGAUUCACAAGCUCUUGCCCAUUACUGUGACUAGUAAUUAUUUUCAUGCCGGACACUAUACAUACUUAUAGGUAUGUAUAAUUUAAUCUGCCAUGUAUAUGGUUUAAGCCAUCCCGGCUAGACGUUUUUUAGCGUCACAUUUAUUGAAAACGCUCAGUUUUUGUCCGUCUCUUCUAUACGUAGACAUAGAAGAGAUAGUUUUGCUUUGCUAACUUUUUCAUUGUGUACCCACUUUCAUCGUUUCAUCUCUUUGUAGAAGAAAAUAAAUUCUUUACCCCAUCUCAACUCAGGCGGCUUUGCACAAAGGUAACAUCAAAGUGAACAAGUUUUACAAGAAAGUGGAAUUUCGCUUUAAUAAUAUGCAUAAUAUUGCAAAAAGUACAAAGAGUGCAAUACAAUAAGAUCCUGGUCUUAUAGUGCUUUCUCUUAAACUUAACUUGGGUAAUGUUGUUUUCAUAAUGGCAGCGACUGGCAGGCAGGCAGCAACAGAUCACAGUUUCUCAAUUCCAAUUCCUCCAUACUAUAUGUAUUUAUAUGUACAUAUCUAGUAAAGUUCGCUUCGAAAAUACAUGUAAAAUUAAUGCACCGUAUCUUGUAAUACUCAAGUUAUUUUCUUUACUUUUGUGCAAUAAUGAUUGAAAUAAAUAGGCAGAAUAUUCACAAUAAGAUUUCCAAGCAGAUUUUGGUAAACAUUAAAUGGUUGAUUCACAAAAAGCCUUUCAACUUUGGCAACGUUAUCCACGAUUCAAAAAUGCUUGUAUGCAAUCUUGCUUUGUCUUCCUUUUUGCCUUACUAAAUUUUAAAAGAAAAAACUUUACGAGCAAACGGGAGCAUUCGAGUUGAAUUAUGCUUAGAAGCUUUUAUUCUACAAACUACGUGUGUAAUAUUGAUGUGUUUUUAAUAUUUUUUCAAUCAAUGAACAAAAAGUUAUAAUUGUACAAUCCUCUCUCACGAACGCAAACAAACCACUGCUUUCCAUGAGUUGCUUUUCGGUAACAGUGUUCUUUUUGUAGAACAAGAAUACAUGCAGAAGAUACUUUCUCCAUUCGUAAUUUCAUUCAUCGUUCGAUUCACCUCCUAUAAUUUUAUGAUUAUCAACCAAUGUAAAACCUUUUCGAGUGCAGUCAUUGGAUUUACGUUUCUUUUGCGAUGAAAGGGAAAAAACUUUUUGAAGUUCCUCAAUUUCGUUCGCAGCUUUUGUACUGCAAUUUUCGUUUCAAAAAAGUGACUGACACAGGAGAAGACCAACAUGAAAGGAAAUGUUUUCUCUUCUGACUGAGAGCAAAGCAAAGCAAGAAAGAAAAAUGAACUUGAUGGAUAGAAAGAAAGAAAGGUGCGUAUAGCCAGCCAAAGUUGUGACCGAUUGGAUUCUGGGAUUUCACUCAAGAAAUGUUCAUCACAUAAAUCGAAUCUAUGCAUUCGCCUCAUAAAAUGCUCCUUGAGUCAAGUUGAUGUGAUUUUCACACUAGAAUUUCCAAGAUAUGCAUACAUAGUCGCAUCAUAAAUAAAAUAUCGCAAAGUAGUGUCAUCUGUAUUAUAAAUAAGGUUAAAUCGUACAAUUUAACAUUUCACGACUGUACGAUGUACAUUCCAAAAUACAUCAGCACAUGUUGCAGAGAGGGGAAACUAAGGUGAACUUGUCACUGAAUUUAUAAAAUGUUUUAUUGAAUAUGGCCCGUACUUGUUUAGGCUGGCUGGAAGGACGUCAUAAUAAUGUUGAGGAUCAAUCAGUGGAAGUGGAUGAUAGUUAUUUGGCGAGGACGGAAAUGAAGUGUGGAUGGGUGGAUGGAGAGGAGAGCGAGGAGAAAACGGGCAGUGUCGCGUGGCAAAAGGGAAAGCCGACGAUGAAAAGGAGUGCCGCACGAGAUCAAAGGAAGACCGCAGCUCAGCAUUUACCAUCGAGUGACUACAUGAGGUUUGAUAGAAAGCCGCUGGCCCUCCUCCCCAUAAAACUGCCUCCUCUAUUACCACCACCGGCCCACAGACCCACAAUUGGAAUGUGUUGGGCAAAAACAGGGUGGCGAAUAUCAGACUGGAGAAAGUUCACCAUGCACCACCAGCAACGCUUUCCUCUUAUAUGUAGCUCAUCCCCAAAGAAAUGAAGCAUUUUGAACCUUCGAAUAACGACUGUUGAACGAGACGCUAUAAAAGUUGGAUGUACUUAUGUCCACAUGGCAUUUAUGUAUUUAUAAAGAAAUGUUGAAAAGAUUUAUUGAACAUUACCCAAAUGAGAAACUUUAAUAAAUGGAUAAUUUGCAUUGCCUCA